Messenger RNA from Penicillium nucicola, 2019 nucleotides. Its product is annotated as Zn(II)2Cys6 transcription factor domain-containing protein. The record is from RefSeq and is a predicted model, not a curated record. The transcript has 3 exons. Lineage: Eukaryota; Fungi; Ascomycota; Eurotiomycetes; Eurotiales; Aspergillaceae. Gene Ontology annotation, molecular function: zinc ion binding; DNA-binding transcription factor activity, RNA polymerase II-specific. Gene Ontology annotation, biological process: regulation of DNA-templated transcription. Bases 1 to 2019 code for a protein of 672 amino acids.
AUGGAUUCUCACGCCCUGGAGCCGUCUAACAAACGGCCUCGGUCUCCAACUACCGAUCAUGCCGUUUCGUCCAAAAUCCAAAAAACCCUCUCGAGCCACCUGCAGAUCAACUACCUCGCGCGCCAAUACCCUGAUAAUCUCCCGCUGGUGUCUGUUGACGAUACCAUGCCCGCAAUCAUCCACCUGCUCAGUGAAUAUGAUGGCGUGCUUCAUCGCCAUGAAAGUAUCGCCGGCAAUCUUGGCGCAUGUCCGCUGGGCCCGAUCUUGAUCAAGCGAUUCGAGCGUCUUUUCGACGGCCCGCCGCAGGUCUUGAAGUCGCAUGGCAAGGAUGGUCCCACCGUUACUUGGCUGGAUGUGGUUGAGUUUGCGAAGAACAAGCCAGAGCAAUUCAAUCUGGAGAAGUCGCGCAAUGGUGUACGAGUGUGUCAAUUCUACACCAAGCAGUGUCGCGUGGAGAUCAGCGAAGAGGAUUUUGUCUUGAUUGCUUCUGGCAUGCCUCAGAAAAUGAUUCCGCCCCAGCCUAUCAUCGAGGAUGAGGAGAAGGAGUUGGGUGCGCUGGAGAUUCUUGAGAAGAACUUGCAGCAUAUCACUCAGAUGGCUGAUCAGGUGUCUGCUCGAGCUAGACAGCUUAACCAUCGCCUGAAGAAUCGCCGUACCGCGAUUGUCACCCGCCGAGAGAACGAUGCCACUCUACAUGCGUCAACCCAACCUAGCGCUGACAUCUGGCGUGAUCCCAACGGCUAUGCUCCAGUCAAUGGUGGCACCUCCUCUCAUGCCUCCCCAGCUGGUUUUCUCGCCGUCAAUGCCCACCGUCCUGAAGGCGAGCACGAAGAGAACCCCCUCUCUCGUCGCAGCGCCUCUCCCACUACACGCGCAGACCUGAUGAAGAAGUUCUUCACAACAGCAGAUCGUCAAGCCCGCGGUUACGACGACACCGGCGCACCCCCAGCGAACCCCCAACCCCGUCCUCGCAUUUCCGACCCGGCCGACUUCAGUCCCUAUACCGGUGCCACCGCAACCCCAGUCGCAAUCCCCAGUACGCCCUCCUCUCUCCUUCCCCCACCAAAAGCAACUCAACCAGAAAAAGAUGACGGUGGCCCCUUCAAGCUCGAAAUGAUCGCUCGCAUGGAAGAGCUCCAACGCGGCGAGCGCAUCAUCCCACCCUGCGACCGCUGCCGCCGCCUUCACAUGGACUGCCUCAAGAAUUUAACCGCUUGCGUAGGCUGCACCAAGAAACACGCCAAGUGUUCCUGGCGCGACGUCAAAGAAGACGAAGUCGCCACCAUGCGCGCAUCAGCCGUGACCGCCUCGGUCUCCCACGAUCGCAUGGACACAGACCGUUCCAGUGCAAACCUCACACCGACUCAAUUCGGGUUCGGUCUCGGCCCUCUACCUCCCAUUUCGGCGGAACGUGAACGCAUCCGCGAACAUCCCUUCGACUCCGUCGCUGACGCUAAUAAGUCUUACUACGGUCGUCGCGAGUCCGCGCCUUCCGCGCCAAACCCCGUUCCUGCUUCCACAGUUCCCAUGGAAUUACCCUCCACGGACAACUCGCCUCGUCGUGCGGCCAGCGAGACAGAAGGUCGAGGGUGGGAUCAGCAUGAUCGUCGCGUUCCGUCGGCUGCUCGUGUCCAUCGGGCCGAGGAUGAAGAUCCCGAUGCCAAUCAGCGUUUGAUGCAGGCAAUUCUUGAUACUGUCGAUCAUCACACUCGUGUUGCUGCUGCUGUUCAGGAGAAGGAGCGUGGUGCUGAGCGUGCCGAGAGUCAGACUCAGAGCUCGAAUCAGAUUGCGAACGCCCAUGCCAUCGUCACCCCGGGUGUUGGUGGUCCUGCACCGGUUUCUGCUCCCCUCGCUGCUCCUCUUGCUGCUCCCGGCGCUGGCGCUGGCGUUGGCCCCGGCCCUGUUCCUAACCCCAGCCCUGUCUAUUCUCAUUCCCAUUCUCAACCACGAGUGGAAGCGGAUCACGACCAUGAUCGUGACCGCGACCGCGACCGCGACCGUCGAAUGGUUCAGGCAUAA